Phaeoacremonium minimum UCRPA7 is the source of this 1389-nucleotide messenger RNA. RefSeq names its product putative major facilitator superfamily transporter protein. Gene Ontology annotation, biological process: transmembrane transport. Gene Ontology annotation, molecular function: transmembrane transporter activity. The transcript is spliced from 4 exons. The record is from RefSeq and is a predicted model, not a curated record. Bases 1 to 1389 code for a protein of 462 amino acids. Lineage: Eukaryota; Fungi; Ascomycota; Sordariomycetes; Togniniales; Togniniaceae.
AUGUUUGGUCAAGUCUUGACUUUGGUCGGAGCUAUCGUCGGUGCAACUGCUGAUACGACUGUGACCGUGGCUGCUGGGAGCACAAUAAUUGGCUUCGGGGCUGGCGUAAUUUUCGUGUCGUAUCCCGGUAUCAUUGAGCUUCUACCUAACAAGUAUCGUGGCAUUGGAUUAGGAUGGACCGAGUUCUGUAUCAACAUUCCGUGGGGCUGCCUCAGCGUUUACAUUGCUACCCUGCUUCUCAUACAUGCCAGCUGGAGAUGGGCAUACUACAUUGGCAUCAUCUAUGCUGUCGUGUGUAUCGCCGGAACUUUCGUUUUCUACUAUCCUCCAUCUCACCCGCAGCACGAUUACGAAAAGUCACGAUGGCAAGAAUUCAAGGAGCUUGACUUCGUUGGGUUGCUUCUUUUCUCCGCGGGUCUCACUAUCUUCCUUGUCGGCAUCACAUAUCUGGGGCGUGACACCUAUUCAGUCGCACUUGUCGCCUCAACCAUCAGUAUUGGCGCUGUGAUCUUCAUCGCCUGCUUCAUUUACGAUUUCACAAUCCCAAAGAACCCAAUCUUCCCGUUCAAAUUGUUCGCUAUGUUUCGAGAGUUCACGGUGCAUCUAAUCAUUUUGUUUGUUUCUGGCAUGGUCUGGCAAGGAAUCGUGACCUUAGCUCCGCAGGCUACUCUCUACAUGUUCACAAACGACCCUAUUCAGAUCGGCAUUACGAUGAUUCCGUCAACCUUCUCUGGUGUCCUCGGUGGAUGGAUUUUACCCAGCUUCGUGCAUAAGAUCAAGCGCGUCCGCUACCAAAUCAUGUUUGCCCUCAUAAUACAGACGACUUUCACUGCGAGUUAUGCCGCCGUUGUGCCACACAAUAAGCGAGCAUGGAUGGCAAUGCAAUUGUUCGGCCAAAGCUGCUUCACCUGGGUGACAACCCUAGCCUAUGUCUCUUCAGGUCUGUUUGUUCCCCAGGAAGAACUCGGCGUCUCAGCGGGCCUACUUGGAACAUUUCGCAGCGCUGGAGGCUCGGUCGGUAAUGCGAUCUUCUCAACUAUCAUGACAUCGGUUGCGAAUCGUAACUUGGGCAACAACAUCGCCGGAGCAGCAAUUGCGGCAGGAUACCCCCAAAGCGGCCUAAAGAAGCUCAUCCCAGCUGUGAUCAUGAAUGCUGUCGGUGUGCCACAUGCGUUCGAGAAUAUCCCCGGGGCGACAUCUGCUGUGGUCGCUGCUACUGGACAGGCAUUCAAGAACACAUAUGCACAUGCUUUCAGAAUGGUAUUCUUUGCUACCAUUCCGUUCUGUGUCCUCGCUCUGGGGGUUUCUUGGUUUGAGAAAGAGGUGUUGUCCGCGUUAGAGCAUCGUGAUCACAAACAUGGACAUGCGGAACAAUCUGCUCAUGCUUAA